This is a messenger RNA of Symbiodinium natans, 3828 nucleotides long. The record is from the annotation of a GenBank genome assembly. Lineage: Eukaryota; Dinophyceae; Suessiales; Symbiodiniaceae.
AUGUGCAAAGCACACGCUUUGCGUGUGCUCUGGCAAGGACUCCUGAUUCCGUUUGCCAUUGCACAUAGUAGUUCUGCCAAACCAGCGAUACACGUAGCGUACGAUGGAAGCGCCUCGAGGGUGGGAGGUAUGGACGCCCGGCUCCUCAGGACAGACGCGAGGCAUCAUGAGCCUGAUAACGAAAAGUCGGAUCCAAGAGACACUGGGUGGUUUAUUGAGGAUGUAGUGGAAAACACGAUUGCCAAAGCCCAGACCUUUGACUUUGACAAGCAAAGGGACCAGAUGCAGCGUCACAUACAUUACACUGCAGCAACCUCCCCUACAGGCAUGGGGUCCGGCCCGCCGAAAGACAGUUGGUAUAUGUCGGGGGGCACUCCUUUGGCUGACGAGGCUGAGGCCCGGAUUGUGGAAGGGCAGCAUCGUGCUGAGAAGGCAGGCCUUUCAACCGACUUUGAGAAAGGUGUUCCGCUUGUUCCGCCAGUCGUCGUGAAGAAGACCUCAGCCUCAGCAGCUAUUCCGCAGAACUUCCCAAAGGAAUGUUUCAAGCCCCGACACAGCACCACCAUUGGUGAGGACGAAGCUUGUCCUGAAGCUUGUCCCCUUUUUGCUGAAGACACGACGGCAGAGACGCAUUGCGUCUUCAAAUGUGUGACCAAAACUGACUGCGGAGCUCAAACCAGUGCAACCAACCUCGCUCGCUCCGUCCCGGACACAGAUGCCGGCUUUUGUCGGCGAUGCUCCGUUCCCGGCUGCAACCUCUGCAACAGGACGGCUCACAGUGAUACGUGCCAAAAAUGUUUGCGCGGCUUUGCUCUGCAGGAAGGAGCAUGUGUGUUCCAGGUGCCAAUAGUAGGAACCUUGUUGCAAAGCCUGGUGUACGUCGCACUCUUCAUCCCCAUGGCGUACUUCGUUGUGUGGUAUGUGAGCUUGGCCACAAGGAAGAAGGUGAACCUCGAAGAGGAAGCGCAAGCGCUGCAGUUUCGGACGCAGACGAAGUUAUGCGCGGUGGAGACUGUGAGCGGGGAAGCUCCUGCAGAGGAGCGCCAACUCUGGCCACUGAAAACGAACACACUUUCUGUGCCCGUUGCGGGCCCUGGCUCGGUUCUUUUCUUUCGCUACCAAGUCUUCAUCAUGCUCCUGGCACUGGUGCUGCUGACUUUGUGGGUGCUGUUCCUGUGCUUGACUGGAGCACAGCUCUUUGCUCUCGGGACAGAAGACCCGAAGUCUCCGAGGGAGCUGUGCAAUGUCAUUCACCACGGCUAUGAAGCGCAGCAAACGUACAUGUGGGCGAAGUCUUCCUUUGUACUCGCAGCUUACGUGACGUCCUUCGUGCUUUGCAUGCUCUUCGCCAUACAUCAGAGGCGGACAUUUAACAGGCUGAACGCGUAUCCAACGCAUGCGGACUUCGUGGCGCUGUUGGAAGGCCUGCCCGCAGUGAGUGGCUCUGAGCAGCUGGAGGAUCUGCUCAAGGCCGAGCUGGAAAAGGCCACCUCGCAGGAAGUUGUGGGUGUCUCGGUGGGCUGGCGCAUGGACGAUCAUGGUGAGCAGAUCCUCAAGCUCCUUGAAGAGGACGUCUUGGCGCUGGAAAGCUUGAGCACCGAGCAGGCUGACAAGGGUGGCUCAGAGGAGGUACAAACAUUUUCACGGCAGAGACCAAAGUGGCUAAGGAUCUUGGACAAAAUAAUGCUGUCUGGCAUGCUCGGCAUUGACACAGUGCCGCCCCCACCCGAAGAGGUGCAGGCGGCGCAGGCGGCGCAGGCGGCGCAGGCGGUAGAGGGAGGAGAAGCAAGCAAGGAAAGUAAGGACAGUACGGAAAGUAAGGAAAGUAAGGGGUCCGAGGCGAAGGAGGUGGACAAGGAGGGCAAGCAGGAAGAGAAGCAGACGGGAACAAAGGAUGAGCAAGCCUCUGAGCCUCCCGAGGUCCUCUGUACCAACCUCCAAAGCUCUCCACUGGCCCUUGUGAUUUUCAAGACGGAAGAUGGGCGGGAUGCCGCCCUGGAGAAGUGUAAGGAGAGCUUUACCUUCCGUGAGGCAAUGCUGAAGCUCAGGCCUAUUGUGACAGAGCCUAUGGGUGUCCAAUGGGAGAACAUGGCCAUCAACAAGGCAACUCGACGCGAGCGGCUCUUUGCCAGCAUCAAGAUCAUUGUCAUCGCCAGCGCCGCAUGGGCUGUCUGCAUCUAUCUACCUUAUGCCCUCUACGCAUCCUCCUUCUCCUACUCCAAUGGUGACAAGCCAUCUGCCAUGAUGAGCGUCGCGCUGACGGUCAUUGUCGUACUUGGGAACCUUCUCAUGUACACGACAUGUGCAGAGGCGGCCAAACGUAUCGGCCACGUGCUCCGAGACACGGAGGAAGGGGUCUAUAUGGUGCUGUACACCGUUGCGAUCCUCUUCAACAUCCUCUUGGAUGCUGCGGUGGGUGGAUACAUCGCUUAUCGAACUGCAGUUGCAAACCAUGCCCGAACUUAUGGUGGCAUCCUGGUAGCUGAUCUUACACGUGCACAAGCACUUUUCGAGAGCUUCGAAAUACAGCGACAGCUUGCUUUUCAAGUCUUCAAGUAUUGUUGGCCAUCGAUGUUCCUCAUCCCCUUCAUAGGAGAGGCUGUCGGCGCCAACUUCUUCACGCUCCAUUUGGCACGCCUUGUUGUCACAACGUUUCCGCACAUCAAGGGCUACAAAGCCCAGAAGGCUUUGAAGAUCUUCGUGCCCAUGGAUUCUGGGCGAUAUGCUGACGUGCUGAUCAACAUCGCCGCAGCAGUUCUGAUAUUCUUCUUGCCUGGUGGCUACACUGUGCCAUUGUUUGUUGGCCUCAUCGUAUCACAUAUGAGACAGGGAAGAAGCCAAGGCUCUGUGGUUGAUGACUAUGCCCAGCUACUCUUGAUCAUUCCCUGUUCUUUGAUGCUUGUGGUGAGACCCCAACCGAAAACGAACGAGUAUGCGGAGCACAGCGGAGCCAGAAGGGAGAGGUCCGGUAGGGAUGCUCCUGGUCAACUCAGGGAGCGUCGCGUUCUCACGCUGCCUCGCGCGAACUUUUCCUUCUUGGUCCUUGCCUUCGUGCAGAAGUACAACUGCUCAACAGACACCUUCUGCUUGCAGGCAGCCGGGCCUCCUCUCCUGUUCAUGUUCGGAGCACUUAAUUUAAUUCUUAGCGGACUCUGCCCUUGGAUUAUUGCUGCUAAUCACAUUUCUUCUGCACUGCGCCCUGCAUUGGUGCUCCGGCAGCAUUUUUUUAAUGUGUGCGGUGAGUCUGCAAUUGAGGGCCAUGGGCCCUUUCAUUUUGCAUGGGCCGAGGUUAGAUUUGCAAAGCACGUUGCCACUGUGAGGUACCUGGUGCCCAAGUAUGGUGAUGUGAAGGAGCACGUGCCAACGAAGCUCACCUACCAAGAGGCCUCAGAUGUUCGUGCGAUUAGGCGAUUAGACGCGCCUUCCCAGCUUUCCCAGGUGGCUGCCAAGAUCGCGCCGUCUUGGUUCAACAUGAAUCCUGGCUACUGCCUUCGCUCGAAGUACUUUUACAAGCACGAGAAGCCGUGCAGCUUCCUGAUCCAGGGCAGGGAGCAUGUCUUCGAAAGAGCGUCGGCCACCCAGUUUGCUUUCUUAGACCAAGCAAUGGCAUUCUUCGAGGAUCAGCGCCGGGUGGCCAAAGAGAGUACAAGCAGUGGAAACCUGUGGAGAAGCCUGUGGAGAAGCCCGAGAACCCGAAAUGACCAUCUGCGCCCGAAUGACCUGCGCUUGCGAGCAUGGCGCCAGCCAAAAGUUUUGCCAUCAGGGUGCGCAGUAGAGAUUCAUGGAGGGUUGGGUGAGGGGGUAUAUGGGGAGAGUACCAUACAAUGA